AUGCAAAUGCAAAUGCAAGCUCAGAGGCAGUCUCCGCUGCUGUGGAGGGUAUCUACGGCGUCAGCCGCUGCCGUUUCUCGAAGAAUCACGUUCCGCCUCCAGGUGGAUGAGAAGAGAUUUAUUGAAGCAUCUAAAACCGGAAACAUAAUUCCGCUGUACAAAUGCAUAUUCUCGGAUCAUUUGACGCCGGUUAUGGCUUACCGGUGCUUGGUGCAUGAAGACGAUAAAGAGACUCCCAGCUUCCUAUAUGAAUCUGUAGAGCCCGGUUUUCGUGCAUCAAGUGUCGGUCGUUACAGUGUCGUUGGCGCACAACCGGCCGUUGAAGUUCUUGCUAAAGAGAAUCAGGUGACUAUUCUGGAUCAUGGCUCUGGUAAGAUAGUUGAGAAGUUUGUCGAGGAUCCAAUGACAAUUCCGCGAAGCAUUUCAGAAUUCUUGAGACCACAACUAGUCGAGGACCUUCCAGACGCAUUUUGUGGUGGAUGGGUCGGAUUUUUCUCGUACGAUACAAUUCGCUAUACAGAGAAGACAAAGCUGCCGUUCUCUGGCGCUCCAGAAGAUGACAGAAAUCUGCCUGACAUUCAUCUUGGACUAUAUGAAGACGUAAUCGUUUUUGAUCACGUGGACAAGAUAGCGUAUAUAAUCCAUUGGGUGCGAUUAGAUCAAUAUUCGUCUGCUAAAAAAGCCUAUGAAGACGGAACGAAACGCUUGGAAACCUUGGUUUCAAAACUGCAAGACAUUGAUCUCCCACGGCUAGCUCCGGCUCAUGUUGAUUUCCGCACUCCUGAUUUCGGACUUUCUCGAUACAAGAGAAACACGACAAGUGAGGAAUACACUGAGGCUGUGUUACAGGCUAAAGAGCAUAUUUUGGGUGGAGAUAUCUUUCAAAUCGUUUUAAGCCAACGAUUUGAAAGAAGGACGUUUGCUGAUCCAUUCCAAAUAUACAGAACUCUGAGAGUUGUGAAUCCAAGUCCAUACAUGACUUACUUGCAGGCUCGAGGGUGUGUCCUCGUCGCUUCAAGCCCAGAAAUUCUUGUUCGUGUAAAUAAGAAAAAGGUUGUUAAUCGACCCUUGGCUGGGACAUGUAAACGAGGGACGACAGGCAAUGAAGAUGAAAUGUUAAGGACGAUGCUGCUGCAGGAUGAAAAGCAAUGUGCAGAACAUAUUAUGCUGGUUGAUCUUGGCAGGAAUGAUGUUGGAAAGGUUUCAAAACCUGGUUCAGUUAAAGUGGAAAAGCUCAUGACUGUUGAACGAUUUUCUCAUGUGAUGCACAUAAGCUCUACAGUAACAGGGGAGUUACUUGAUCAUAUGACGGCUUGGGAUGCACUGCGUGCUGCACUUCCUGCCGGAACAGUUAGUGGAGCACCAAAGGUGAGGGCUAUGGAGUUGAUUGACGAAUUAGAACCAACAAGAAGGGGGCCAUACAGCGGUGGCUUCGGAGGGAUUUCGUUUCAAGGCGACAUGGACAUGGCAUUGUCGCUUAGGACGAUCGUCUUCCCCACUGGAGUCCGUUACGACACUAUGCAUCCGUACAAGGGUGGAAACAGGCAUCAAGAAUGGAUAGCGCACAUCCAAUCAGGUGCCGGAAUUGUGGCAGAUAGCCAACCAGAUGACGAGCAACUUGAGUGUGAACGCAAAGCUGCCGGUCUUGCCAAGGCCAUCGAUCUGGCAGAGUCAGCAUUCAUCAACAAUGCAUCCCUAUGACAAGAGACGACCGAUGGUUCGCCUUUGCCCGGUUACCUCAAUAGGGAGUUAAUUGCUCUUAACGGAACUAUAUGUGGUUGUCUGAAAUGAAAUCUAACUUUGCCUAGUUAGAAUAAUGUGUGUUAUGCUUACUUACCUUCAAAUAACAAUAUGUAAUAGGCCAUGUGCUAAAAAUGGAUCUUUGCCUAUUGUACAAUUCAAUAAUGUUCUCCCGGACUGAACCGCCAGAGUGGUUCGGUCGUGAGCCGCAUUUUGGGAAGGCCA
Salvia hispanica is the source of this 1965-nucleotide messenger RNA. RefSeq names its product anthranilate synthase alpha subunit 1, chloroplastic-like. Gene Ontology annotation, biological process: L-tryptophan biosynthetic process. NCBI's taxonomy places the organism in Eukaryota, Viridiplantae, Streptophyta, Magnoliopsida, Lamiales, Lamiaceae. The record is from RefSeq and is a predicted model, not a curated record. Gene Ontology annotation, molecular function: anthranilate synthase activity.